Ipomoea nil (Japanese morning glory) is the source of this 1493-nucleotide messenger RNA. RefSeq lists its product as uncharacterized. The coding region runs from base 190 to 1203 and encodes 337 amino acids. The transcript has 5 exons. NCBI's taxonomy places the organism in Eukaryota, Viridiplantae, Streptophyta, Magnoliopsida, Solanales, Convolvulaceae. The record is from RefSeq and is a predicted model, not a curated record.
AGCUUCAUUCUUUUCUUUCCAGCUUUUCAAAAAACUGCAAAACCAAAUAAUGAUCCAGAGAAUCAAGACACUCAAUCUCACGGUAACAUAAAAAAUAAUAAAGGGACAGACGAAGACGACCAAAGGCCUGUAGGAGCAUUUCACAGAAGAAUUUGUUACUACACAGAUAUUGGUUUCCUCAAGUUUGUAAUGAAACUCAUGCUCAUCAUACUGGGAAUGGGAUUUCGUAGGAUAUCGAAAAUCAAAGAAAAGAAAGGCAAGCACACAUGGGCAGUCCGGAUCUUAGAAAAAUUGAUCCCGAAUGAAGCUAAUUACAAGUAUCAGCAUGCUGGGGGGAAACCUCUGCAACCUGUAGAACCUCCAAACAAACCAAUUCACCUUCCUAUCACACCACCUUUUAUAUAUUAUGCAAGCCAGUCUGAUUCAGAGGAAACAAUGCCUGCAGAGGCAAACAAACAUAAGGAGACACCUAUAUUAUCAGCAGCAAAAAUGGGACUCCAAAAGAUAGUAGAGAAAAUCAUCAAGACAUUCCCGAUAUCUAUUCAUGAUGUGGAUCCAAAUCAGAAGAAUGUCUUACUUUUGGCUGUUGAGAACAGGCAAGUUGCUGUCUACAAUUUCUUGCAAAAGCAGAAGCUCCCAGCAUUUGUGCACUAUCAAGUGGACAACAAGGGAAACAGCGCGGCGCACCUUGCUGCAAUGUACAGUGGUCAAAAAUAUUGGCAAAGUCCUGGUGAUGCAUUGCAGUUGCAAGGAGAACUCAAAUGGUACAAGUAUGUGAGGAUUAACCUGCCACCAGAAUCGUGUGUUCGUUACAACAAUGAAGGGCAGUCUCCACGGGAUGUGUUUUUAGAGACACAUGCUAAUCUAACUAAACUUGCCACCACAUGGCUCAUCAAGACCUCGGAAUCAUGGUCGGUCAUCGCAGCACUGAAUGCAACUGUGGCAUUUGCCGCAUCAACAACCGUUCCUGGUGGGCUGAAUCAAAACACUGGCUAUCCAAUUCUUAAUGGCCAACCCGCGUUUACUGCAUUUGCAUUGUCAUCACUCAUAGCUUUCUGCUUCUCGGUCACUGCCCUCAUCUUCUUCCUCGGAAUCCUCAAUUCGCGGUGCCAACAAAAGGAUUUCUAUAAACAUAUCCCAAUGAAGCUGCUAUAUGGACUCACUUUCCUCUUCACAUCCAUAGCUGCUUUCUUGAUCUCUUAAUGCGCUGCUCAUUCUUUUGUUAUCAAGAGUAAACUCAAAUAUGCAACAUUCCCUAUAUACGGAGUAGUGUGCUUACCGGUCACAAUUUUUGCCUUCAAUGCGCUCCCAUUGUACUUCCAUCUUUUCAGGUCUAUCGUCCAAUCAGUGCAUUUUCGCAACUUCAGAGUUUCCUAUACCGGCAAGCUAAACAAAGACUCCUCAACUUCAAAGGAUCAUUAAGAUAAAACUAAGGAUGGAUUAUGUAAUUUUUCCAUGCAAUGGGAAAAUCAAUUUCGUUCUUUGAUUUUCAA